AUGGAUUCUUCCAAAGAGGCCAAGAAGCCAGCGACGAAUGCAAAAGGGCAAAAUGGCCGAAGAAAGAAGAGACAAGCAAACCUCUACGAUGCCGUUGCAGGACGAGUGACCACCACUCACCAUCUCGCCUCAUCAGCCGUAGGCACAAAGUCCAAAGACGGCUAUUACGGUCUCAAGGACGCAACUCUCGCCCCCGAGGAAAUUCUCUUUCAGCGCCUCGGCGCACCCCAGCGCUAUGCGGAAAAGGACGUCUACCACUCGCAGCACGAGGCCCUCCCCGACGCAGGCAGGGACUUGCUGCCAGACAGCGACCUGCUCAAGGCGGUGCACGGGUAUGCUGCGAAUUUCUACGAGCAGCUGGCGGUUCCGGGCCCCGGUCAGGAUGCAAAGGAGCUCAGGUCGAGCUGCUUUGUGGGGACGCGACACGUCGACGAGCGCAGCAUGGACGAGACGGCGCUCAUCGCGUUUGGGAUCCUGCUCCAGGAGGCCGGGAGGGAGGUUCUGGGCCGGCGCGGGGACCUUGUCUUCACCGAAGGCUUGAUUGAGGAAGAGGAGGAGCAGAGCGCAACGAGUCGCCGAGGUCGCAGCAGGUCGCGGUCUGUUGGUGUGGCAGGACAGGCACCUGUGCAUCUGGGAGAGGGAGAGGUGUUUUGGCGAAGAUCCUACCCGAAGCGGCGGAAGAUGUCCGACGGCGCAGGACGAUAGCCGACAGCCCGGAGGCGGAAGGGAAGGAACAUGGGAUCCCUGCCGAGUGUGCGCUGGUAAUUUCCGCAGCUAUGGUCUGAACGCUGGACGUCAUCCUAUCGACAAUUCCUGCAACUUUAUCUAUGCGAAAAUAUGAGAUAAACCAGGCUUUAGGUAUGAGCUAUCUCUGUCUGUCCCACAGAGCCGACUACAAGCUCAAGUACCUAGCCGAAAAGAUGACCCGCCUGUGUGUGGGGCUACUGGUCAAGAGAAGAUCACACACAAAAGCGUCAGUGCAUGCAUGAUUGGGUUGUCCGAGGUACUUUCCUAUGCGGUCUUGCGACUGCGAAACCGUGCCUCAAACCAUCCAAGUGGUCGUGUCGCGCACUCUUUUCCAAGUUUCUCAAUCGAUACUAUUCUAGAUACAAGUGCUGGUUCAGAACAUUUGCCGAAUUAAACCUCCACCCAACUUGCAUCUAUCUGUCCACAGCGGGGUUUGAUUUUGCAGUAUACCAGAUACCUUAAUCAAGGCGUCACCAAUAGGCACGCAUAUUAUCCA
Messenger RNA from Pyricularia oryzae 70-15, 1243 nucleotides. RefSeq lists its product as uncharacterized. The record is from RefSeq and is a predicted model, not a curated record. The coding region runs from base 1 to 705 and encodes 234 amino acids. The transcript has 2 exons. Lineage: Eukaryota; Fungi; Ascomycota; Sordariomycetes; Magnaporthales; Pyriculariaceae. Gene Ontology annotation, molecular function: RNA polymerase I cis-regulatory region sequence-specific DNA binding. Gene Ontology annotation, cellular component: RNA polymerase I upstream activating factor complex. Gene Ontology annotation, biological process: nucleolar large rRNA transcription by RNA polymerase I.